AUGCCUAAUGCUCCUUGCAUGAAAAAUGGACAAAGCUCAAAAGGAUAUCCCAAACACUUUCAAGAAAGAACUGCUGUUAACAAUGAUAAUUAUCCUAUUUAUAUGCGAAAAGAUAAUGGUAGGACUGUAGAAGUUCGUCGCAUGUAUUUUGUUCACUCUACAGCUGGUGAACAUUACUAUUUGAGGCUUCUACUUAAUGUUGUCUCUGGUGCAACCUCUUUUCCGAACCUCCGUACAGUAAAUAGUAUAUUAUAUAAUACUUUCAAAGAAGCUUGUGAUGCUUUAGGUUUGUUACAAAAUGAUAAGGAAUGGGACCGAUGCUUAGCCGAAGCUGCACUAAUUCAAUCUGGAUCCCAACUACGUCAUUUAUUCGCUACUUUUCUCUUAUUUUGUAAUCCUAUUCAUCCUGAGACACUUUGGGAAAAAUAUUUUACUUCUUUUAGCGAUGAUAUUAGAUUACAACUUCCUGAUAUUGUUAACUCAAAUACUAAUCUACAUAAUCAAGCUUUACUCUACUUACAGUCUAUUCUAAAUAACCACGAAAGAAGCCUUCAUGAUUUUCCCAACAUGCCUAUACCAAUUCGUUCACAAGGUCAUAUUGCUCUUGCUAUUGCUUCUUCAGAAAUUGCAUCUCUUCUUUUACCCGGUGGUCGCACUGCACAUUCCAGAUUCAAACUUCCUUUUACUUUACAUAAGUCUUCAACUUGCUCUAUACCUCAUCGCUCUGCACUCACAGAACUUCUACAAAAGGCAAGUCUUAUAAUUUGGAAUGAAGCUCCAAUGGCUCAUAGAAAUGCACCUGAAGCUUUAAAUCGAACAUUGCAAGAUCUUAUGAAAGCUAUAGAUCCUGCUUUUGAAAAUUUGCCUUUCGGAGGUAAGAUUUUCAUAUUUGGAGGUGAUUUUCAACAAAUUCUUCCUGUUGUAGUCAAGGGUGGACGCGAAGAUAUUGUAAGCUCCUCCUUGAAACGCUCACCUCUUUGA
Cetraspora pellucida is the source of this 981-nucleotide messenger RNA. NCBI's taxonomy places the organism in Eukaryota, Fungi, Glomeromycota, Glomeromycetes, Diversisporales, Gigasporaceae. The record is from the annotation of a GenBank genome assembly.